AUGGCUGGUGAAUCCCAGGACCUCCGGCCAGGCCAGGCUGGCCGGCGAGGACAGAGCCCAGAGGCCCCCAGCUCCCUGCGGACGGAGGGGGCAGACUGUAAUGGGGACCUGAAGCUGGAGUGGCUGGAAUCGAGCGCCAUAAAGCUGCCUCUGACCCAGUAUUGCCUCACUGGGGAGCAAAGGAGCAAGGACCUGGGUGGCCUCAGCAACCCAGACACUGGGCACUGCCAGGCUCCUCCUCCCCAACGCCCAGGCCCUUAUCAGGAAGCAAUUUGGGUUGGUGGGGAGGGGGAAGUCCGAGGCCCCAGGCUCAGCAAGGUGGGUAAGAGAGAUAGGGAAGCGGGGAGGGGGCUGCAGGGGUCCUGCUGGGAGGGGCAGAAGCUGGACGGGAUGCCCAGAGCCAGCGUGGUGGGGGGCUCUCGCCAAGCACCGUCCUUGCUGGCCGGCCCCUCGACACGGUUCCAGGUCUGCUCCUGCCUUCCAUCCUUGCCAGGCAAGAUGCCCGCACCUUUAAUUAGCAAGCAGCAGCCUCUCCCCGAUUCAUCACAGUCACUGUUUAAUUAG
This is a messenger RNA of Hippopotamus amphibius kiboko, 564 nucleotides long. RefSeq lists its product as uncharacterized. The record is from RefSeq and is a predicted model, not a curated record. NCBI's taxonomy places the organism in Eukaryota, Metazoa, Chordata, Mammalia, Artiodactyla, Hippopotamidae.